AUGGCGUCGAUUGCUAUGAACCUUGCUAAAUCAGCUCCCUCAGUGUCUUCUUUCAAAGACUUGGACGAAUGUCAAGAUCAGACGCAUAACUGUCACUUGAACGCUCAGUGUAACAACACUGUUGGUUCAUUUAAUUGUACUUGUCUUCAAGGAUAUUCGGGAGAUGGCGUGGAUUGCUAUGAUAUUAAUGAAUGUAAAAAAGCAACUCACAACUGCCAUGGAGCAGCUAACUGUUACAACAACGACGGUUCCUUCACCUGCCAAUGUCGGGAUAGUUACAGUGGUGAUGGAAUCUUAAAUUGUGAUCCCUUGGAUUUUAAUUGGACAGGGGACUUCUCAGUGACCAUACGAAACAUUUCGAAGGACAAGUACCAUGCCACUGUUGUCAUGCGUUCUGCAAAAAGUGUUCAAGAAGCGAUAAUCCAAGGUCUACAUAGUGAUGUCGCUGUGUUGUCAAGCAACUUGGAAUGGCGUAUCAUUAGUGAAGCAGAACUCGCUGCCUCAGAGUCAGCAGAGGGAACUAUAGUAAGUAAAGGAACGACUGAGUGGACAAUAACCAGGAGAUCCUUACCUGCUGGUAUCUAUCAAGUCAAAUUCAAUGCUUCUUACACCAUCGGUGAUCCAGCGUUCCCACAGAUGCUCACCGCCUUUGACUUUGGCUUUAUUGAAGUCAUUCCAGCGCCGGUACGAGCCAUUAUUGACGGAGGAAGCAGUGUUCGCUGGGGAUCCAAGGAAAAUGUAACUGUGGAUGGUUCAUUGAGUUACGAUGGAGAUAUUGGUCCUGGAAAUCACACAGGGCUCAAUUUUGCUUGGUCCUGUCUUGAUGUGGAUGACAAUGCUACUAUGACUAAUGAUUGCUUUGGGGCUUUUGUUGGAGACGUUAAUACCAUGUCCGGUAUCAUUACUAUCGACCCUGAUAAAUUAGACGCUAAUAAAAGCUAUGUUCUCAGGCUUACCGUUUCCAAAGAUGUUAGAAGCUCCUUUGCUGAAAUGUCCUUUGAGAUAACUGCUGGAGAGAUACCACAGGUGGCUCUAAGAUGCUUUGUUGAUUGUGGCACGAUAGUAUCCGCUACUAACAAGAUCCGAGUGACAUCAGAAUGCCCUAAUUCCCCUUGCAAUGGUUCAGUUUAUGAAUGGCAAUUAAAAAGAUGGAAUGACGAUUCCGGCAAGUGGGAAGAUAUACCUAUUCUACCUAAUAUGACUUCAACUGCAGUGAAUGCAACCAAUAUGAUUAUUAAGAAGAACUCAUUGCAAUCCAAAUCCAAGUACAGUUUAAAGCUGUACGUGACUUCCUCACAAGGAGCAGAAGGUUUUGCCCUGCUCGAUUUCGAGACAGCUGGAGCACCGCACAGUGGGUACUGCACACCAUCAGUCCAUGAAGGUGUGUCACUUGUGACAGAGUUUACAUUUAAAUGCUUUGAUUGGCAAGAUACAACUGCUCUUACCUAUGAAUUUCAACUUGGAGAUGAGCCAAUAUCCUAUGGAAGCUCUCCCAAGUCUGUGUCGACAGGGUUACCGGCCGGAGAUCAAGAAGACGAUUUCCAGUUGCAAAUUAACGUCAUUAUCAAGAAUGCUGUGGGUGUUGCGGUUGCGAUAAAUCUGGUUGUUAAGGUGAAACCACCUUCCAAUCUCGAUCCUUGCCUUUCGUCGCCAGAUGAGGUUGCCACGAAGUUAAAAAGCUAUGUACUCGGGGAUGGCAAUAAGCUGGACGGAUUUUUGAACAAAGGCGAACUCGCCCAGGCGGCCCAGCUUUCUUUGUCCGUACUCAAGUCUGCCAACGAGAAAAAUGAUUGCGGAAGGACAUUGGAACGGGAAAUAAAAAACUUGAUUUCUGAAACAUUGGUUCUGAAGUUUACAGUAAUAACGCCAGAGAGUCUUGACAUGUCUCGCAUGAUUAUGUCAGUGGUUAGCGCGGCGAUUGGCGGCGAACAACAAGGAAGCGGUGGCGGUGGCGUAGGCGGUGGUAGUGCUAGUCUAGUAAGCAAAAAGCGGGUCACAUGUUAUCUCUGUCUAUUUGAAUCGACGAUGGAAAUGACAGAUAAGACAACAAAUAUGCUAGUUGAUACGCUUAACGAUUUAGAGGAACCAUUUUCUCCUGUCAUGGAGCUUACCGCUCAGAGUGUUACAGGAUGUCUAACCAAUGUUCUUCAGUCGGCAGCAGGCGCAGGAAACUCAGACUCCAGCCCACCAUCCCCAAACUUCGUAAAAACGGCAUCUGAAAAACUGAGCAACAUGAGCGAUGCGUUUUUUGGUCGCCUUGUCCCGUCUGAAGAUUUAGCCAUUAAAACAGCGAACUUGGUGGUUGCCCUAAAGAAGGUCUCUGCUGACGAUGUAAAGGGACUGGGUAUAGAAGAAGGACCUGCAAAAUUUAAGCUACCCAGUAACAUUGGAAAUAUAGGUGGUGGUGUCAUUAAUGCAAAGAUGCAGGCUGUUAUGUUCAAUCCUUUUACCUGGGACAGCAGCAGCAAGAAGAUCAAAUCAACUGUAACUAGUCUCAAUCUUCAAAGUGGCAAUGGGAAAAAGUUUAAUGUAUCAAACCUAGAUAGUGAUAUUGAGAUAGUUAUUCCGAUUUCGAGUCGACCGACAAACAACAGCAACGGGACGGAACAUUAUUUCUUAAAGCCAAGCAAAAUGUCCUUCCGUAGUUAUUACGCAGAACUGGCAGAUGUACCCGUUUCUAUUAAAAUCGGAGUACAGGAAGAAGGCAUUGUUAUUGAAUUAUUUGUCAAAUUUGGAAAAAGACCCACGAUUGAGGACUUCGACCAUAACUUCACCGUUACGUCAACAUGUAGAAACCAAACAAGUGAAACACAAAACAGAACAUCCUGUGUUCUUGAAGAGAAUUCUUUAACAGUGGUGCCUUCUGUGCCAAUUCGUCUUUACAUCGGUCUGCUGUUUCUAGGAGUUAAAGAUGUCAACGAACAUUCCAGAAGACGGAGGUCGUGUUUUGGUCAUGGACGUGAAAGGCGGUCAUGUGUUGGCGUCAAAGACCCGCCACCAAAAGGAGUUACUAAAACCGUUAUUCCCCAGUAUGAUUCUUCGACAGAUGUCAACUAUACUUUCAGUAUCACCCAAUCAAGUUGUUUGUACUGGUCUGAAGAUAAAGAGAAGUGGGCCUCUGAUGGCUGCAGGGUUGACGCUAGUUCAAACACCACCCAUCUUAAGUGCCUUUGCAAUCAUUUAACUUCCUUUGGUGGAAACUUCAUUCAAGCUCCUAAUCCUAUUGAUUUCGACAAAGUUUUCACUGAAUUUACGCGGCUUGGUGAAACUGGCAACAUUUCAGUAAUUGUCACAAUUGCAAGCGCUUUUCUUCUCUACUUCAUUGUGUUAAUCUUUGCAAGAAGAGCUGACAAGAGAGACGAAAAUAAGAUUUGUCCUCCUAAGAACGUAACUGUCGUUGAAGAAGGGAACUAUUUUUACGACAUGGUUAUUAGUACUGGAGUUUGGAAACGUUCCGGAACAACAGCCAACGUAACUCUGAACAUCAAAGGAGAAGUGAAUGAACUAAAGCUAAUUCCACUUCGAAGUAAAGAUGAAUCAAGUGAAAUAUGUGCACGAGGAAGUGUCAAUGGGUUUGUCCUAAUCACAAAUGAAUCGUUGGGUUCUUUAAAGGAAAUAACUUUGGAACACGACAAUUCAGGAGAUAACCCAUCUUGGUUUGUAGAGACAAUAGUAAUAAAAGACAGGCAGACUGAAGAACAGUGGCUGUUCCCGAUAAAUCGAUGGCUUGCGUUGGAAAAAGACGAUGGACAAAUAGAAGUCACCGUGGACAACAAACGCACUGCUUCCUUUUCAGCUCAGGUACGUUCGCGCUUUGGAAGGAAGAUUGCGGACGGUCAUCUAUGGGUUUCAGUUGUUGGAAAAGCCUGCAGUAGUUCUUUCACACGAGUACAAAGAGCCUCGUGUUGUCUUUCAGUUCUCUUCAGUGCCAUGAUUGCCAAUGCCAUGUUCUAUAACACUGGUGGAGAUUCAGAUGGAGCUAUACAGAUUGGGCCAUUCAAGUUUUCUUGGAACCAGAUUGUCGUGGGAGUUCAAAGUGGACUGAUAGUCGCACCUGUUAACAUUCUAAUUGUCUUCCUGUUUAAGUCUAGUAAACCAGAAAGUAAAAAGGGAGACAAAUAUAAAGACAUUGACCACGCUCAACGACUCGUGGAUGAAAUAAGUGACACAGGCUGCAUGUUGCCUCAUUUCUGUGUAUACAUUGGUUGGUUUCUAUGCUUUGUUACAACUCUUACUGCAGCAACAUUCACUUUAUUUUAUAGUCUAAUGUGGGGCAAAGAGGUUGCCGAGCAGUGGCUUGCCUCUAUUUUGAUUUCGAAUGGGCAAGAUAUUUUCGUUGUACAACCAACAAAGGUUAUGCUGGCAGUCAUCGUAAUUUCCUUGCUCUUCAGCAAAAACAAUAAAAACAAAAGCAGAGAUUCUGAAGAAGAGAGUGAAGAACGUGAUACAUAUCACAAUGACAUCGAUUUUCUUAGUGAUGAUCCUAAACAGCGCUUUAAGCAAAGCCUAUUGGAAAAGAUGCGAAUCCGAAGCAAAAAAGAGGCGCAGAUGACAGACAUAGUGAAGGAAAUUGUUAUUCAUCUAAUAUUUAUGUUUCUCUUGGCUAUAGUUUGCUAUGGCAACAAGAAUGAAAGCCGUUAUUUAAUGACAACUACAAUGAGAAAUCCUUUCACGAAGUUUGAUCUGGUGAAAGACUCGCACACACUGUUGGGAUGGCUAAGGCAAGAGUUCCUUCCAAAUGUUUAUAAUCAAGCUUGGUACAAUGGUCUUACAGAGAAAAAUGACAUGUAUAUCACGAACAAAAUGUCAAUAUUGAUCGGCAUGCCUUGGAUGCGACAGCUGAGAGUCAAAAACAGUUCCUGUAGAUCGCUCUCUCACAUCAUCUCAGACUGCUUUUACGAUUAUACGCCCGAGGGCGAGGACACCACAACGCUGAAUCUUCCGGGAUGGAAAUCUCUCCCCUACAAUACAACAUGGCCAAAGUCUCUGCAAAUGUGCCCGAAGCCUUGGCGUUACCACACAGCUGAAGAACUAAACAAUGAUCCAAUAAAAGCCUCGUACAAUUCAUAUGAAGGAGGUGGCUAUGUUGCGAUCUUGGGAUAUGAUGAAGACACUGCCCUCGGCGUCUUAAACGAGACACUUGGACGUGGCUGGGUUGAUCGGCAGACUCGAGCGGUUAUUCUGGAGUUCGCGGUGUUCAAUGUUAAUACAAAUUUGUUCAGCGUUGCUACUUACUUCUACGAGAAGAUCGCCACUGGCGCUGCCUACACUGCAAAGAGGGUUGAUACACUCGAGUUAUACAGCACAGAGUCAGGAGCUCUGAUGUUCUAUCUCAUUUGUCAGUUUGUUUUCAUGGCCAUGGUUCUUUUUUACUUCAUCAUGAUGUUGAUUCACCUUUACCACCAUCGCCUUGGAUUUUUCAAGUCUGUUUGGAAUAUGGUGAACUUCUUAAUGAUUUUAUCUUCUGUAGCGUCAGUGGCGUUCUACAUAACGAGAUCAAAGAGUGUCUUGAAGAGCCUUAAAGCAAUCCAAGCUAAUCCAUAUGAAAUUAUACAUUUUCACUCAGCCUUAGACUGGGCCAGCUGGGAAGAUGCCGCGGUCGCCGUUGCCAUUUUUAUGGUGACACUGAAGCUUUUGAAUCUCAUCCGCUUCAACCCUUAUGUGAUUUUCCUGUUUUCAUCUUUCCGCCAGUCUGUAGGCUACCAAUUGUCUUACGUGGGUGUCUUUCUCAUCGUCUUCAACGCUUUUGUCAUAUCAGGGAUGACACUUUUUGGUGGCACGGUCCCUAACUACUCAAGCUAUCUGCAGGCAGUCAUCUCGCAAUUUGGAUUUCUUUUAGGAAAAGCUGUCCCGCUGGAUGACCUCCGUAAUGACAAGCCCUUUAUUGGUCCAACGUUUGCUCUAUUGUUCAUGUUGUCCAUGACUAUUUUCCUCAUGAAUAUGUUAGUUUCAGUCCUAAAUGAGUCGUAUACAGCCGCCAAGACGCAUGUUGAGGAAAGUGCAGAGCAGUUUGAAAUGGCCCGAUUCAUUGGUGAGCGAUUUAUGGACAUGUUCCGAGAGGGCAAAAGGAAACCUGAAUUCAAGCUAUUCUGCGACGACACAACUUUUACAAACAUGUGCAGUUCUAAUGCAGAACCAUUUUGUUUGAAUUCUGAAAGUAUCAUCCACUGUACCGAACAGAGAAUGGAAAAAGUGGAGAAGAGAUUGCUCGUUCUUACUCGCAGAACACAAAACAUGGAGACUGAUCAUCUAAAAGAGGACUCUGAGUUCCUCGACCUCCUUUAUCAUCUUACCAAUCCUUUUGUGGGCCUUCAAACAAACCGCCAUUAAAGCUAUUUGAGUGCCCGACUGAACUUAUUAUCUAGUAGAUUUACACUAAAACUUAAUAUAAACGCAGGGAACAUGUUUUCCAUUUCUUUUAGAGAAUACUGCAACGAAAAAAAAAAUGUUUACUUUGAUCAUUAAAACUUAAAUUUACUUUGCUAGCGCCAUCGUUACAUGCAUGAACAGCUCGUGCUAGUUCUGUGUUUCUAUCGAGUUUUAGUAUCAAACUUGCGUUUUAUUACGAAUGGCGUUCUCUGAUUGGCUACACUACUCACUUUUCAGUUGCAGAUAGUGAGUAGCGUAGCGGUAAGCGUUUGUUAACUAACUGGCGGCCGCUUCUUUGCGUUUUCGAAGUGUCUGUGAAGAGUAUUUAGAUAAAGUUUUGAACGUUCAGUGAUAAAGUUUUAAAAUAAACAAUUACAUGUAGAUUAUUCGCUCUCGAUUUCUAUGCGAGGUAGUUGACUCGGGUUGCGCCCUCGUCACCUAUCCUGUGAUAGAAAUCGAGAGCGAAUAAUGUAAUUGAAAACGUACCCUGCUGUCGGCUCGUGUUCCCACAGCAUUUCUUGUUCUCCCACCCAAACUUGGACUCGUGCUUCUGUAACUUUGUAGAAACACGAAACACCUUUUCUUUUCUCUUAAACGAUAGGAAGGUGCUAAACAUAUAAAUACGCUUCUUAGAAUUCGAGUAUGUGUAACUAAACAAUAGUGUGGUAACUCACACAGCAUUGAGGUUGUAGAAACGAUGAGAGGCAAACGCUCUCGUUGUAUAUAUUGAAAUUUUUAAUCAUAGUGCCUCUUUUUUAUUAUAUUAUUACUUUAUAAAUAUUAGAGCACAAAAGUAAUGUUAGACAUAGACAUAAACAAUUAUGAGAUUUUUUUCCUGGUAAUAAAUUUCUGCGAUUUUCAGGAAGUCGUCUUCAUUGCCAGCCAGUAGUGUCUGGUUUUUAAAAUAUUUACCGUAACUAAACCACUUGAGUUUAAAAAUACGUUAUCCAGGAUUUUAUUCGCAUAAUAAAUAUCUUCGCGUUCCUGUUAUUUUUGUCACGGAAUUAUUUAUUUCUGUCAUUUUCUUCGCUACUGGAGAACAUCGAGCAUUACCUUGUCUUUGUCUUUUCGAAAUAUGUUAAUUAAAGGCCCUUUUAAAUACCUAAAUGACAUAUUCCCCCAUUUCCCCUAUUUCAUAUUGUGAAGUCUACCUACCGAGCAAGGUUAGAUAUCCGGCCAGCGCCAAUCAUUUCCUUGAAGAUGGUGCAGUACAUAUUCAAAACGUGUAUGGAAACGCCUUUAAGACGCGCUAUAGGCCGAUGCAGCAAUAUCCCAGUUUAAAGAAAUACAUAGUACAAUUUACUGGCAAUGAUUGGUCAAUGGCACAAUAAAGAUGCAAACGAUAUAGGUUCAUCUCAGUUCGAAGUAACUUCGAGAAGUGACCUCGAGAUUUCAACAAACGCCUCUUAACAGAGGUCAACAACUACCGGCGCCUUACAAACGACUUAUC
Orbicella faveolata is the source of this 7819-nucleotide messenger RNA. RefSeq names its product polycystin family receptor for egg jelly-like. NCBI's taxonomy places the organism in Eukaryota, Metazoa, Cnidaria, Anthozoa, Scleractinia, Merulinidae. Gene Ontology annotation, molecular function: protein binding; calcium ion binding; calcium channel activity. Gene Ontology annotation, biological process: detection of mechanical stimulus. Gene Ontology annotation, cellular component: membrane. The record is from RefSeq and is a predicted model, not a curated record.